AUGACGUCGCUUACUCCGCCCUCUUCCUUCCCUCCGCCCACUCCUCCCCCUUGCGCCUCCGCCAACGGCGCCACGGCCUCCUCUCCCUGCGCCGCCUGUAAAUUCCUUCGCCGGAAAUGCCAGCCCGAUUGCGUCUUCGCGCCUUACUUCCUCGCUGAUCAACCCCAAAAAUUCAUCAGCGUCCACCGCGUCUUCGGCGCCAGCAACGUCACCAAACUCCUCAAAGAAAUCCCCCCCAAAGAUCGCGAAGAUGCCGUCAAUUCUCUCGCUUACGAAGCGGAUAUGAGGAUCCGAGAUCCCGUCUAUGGCUGCGUCGGCGUAAUCUCCAUUCUCCAUCACGAGCUCCGUAAGAUACAGCUUGAGCUCUCCAUCGCCCGAUCGGAACUCGCCAGGUACCAAUUCAAUCCUCCGCCGUCUCCCGCUGAAAUAUCGACUCAGUAUCAAUUUGGCUUGUGGCCGGGAAAUCAAUUGGGAUUCGAUGCGCCGGCGACGCCGGCGUCGGCGUCGUCGCCUGCGGUAGCGUUUGGAAUGAAUAUUGGGGGACAUUUGAUGAUUAGGGCGCCUGGCGCUAGGGCGGCGGGUGCUGAUGGGGUUGGGCCUGCGUAGGAUAUUGUGUGGCUGUUCUUGUAGUUGGUGGUUGGGCUUUGUUGUUAACUCGAAGAGAUGCUAAUUUCAUUAUAAUGAUUAUAAUUAACUGAGUUUAGCUGC
Molecule: messenger RNA, 708 nt
Organism: Dendrobium catenatum
Lineage: Eukaryota; Viridiplantae; Streptophyta; Magnoliopsida; Asparagales; Orchidaceae
Product: protein ASYMMETRIC LEAVES 2-like
Exons: 1
Coding region: 1-606 (201 amino acids)
Source: RefSeq, a predicted model, not a curated record